AUGGAACAAUAUAACCAAUCAAGCCUGGCUGAAUUUGCGCUCCUUGGCUUCCCCAAGGUGGGCUAUAUCAGGGACUGGCUUUUUGUUCUGCUGUUGUUGGCUUACCUGUUAACCAUCUGUGGCAACAUGCUUAUCUUCUUAGUUAUACGACUGGAUGCAGCCCUGCACACGCCCAUGUACCACUUUGUCAGUGUUCUCUCUUUUUUGGAAUUGUGGUAUACAACCACCACCAUCCCCAAGAUGCUAGCUAAUCUUCUCAGUGAGAAGAAGACUAUUUCUUUUGCAGGAUGCCUCCUUCAGACCUACUUCUUCCACUCCCUGGGGGCCUCUGAAUGCUACCUUCUUACAGCCAUGGCCUAUGAUCGAUACCUGGCCAUCUGCCGGCCCCUCCACUAUUCUGCAAUUAUGACUACCACACUCUGUGCCAAGAUGGCAGCUGGCUGUUGGACUUGUGGCUUCUUGUGUCCCAUUUCAGAGGUCAUCCUAGUCUCCCAGCUCCCCUUCUGUGGCUACAAUGAAAUCCAACACAUCUUCUGUGAUUUUCCACCUCUGCUCAGCUUGGCCUGCAAGGACACAUCCACUAAUGUUCUGGUGGACUUUGCCAUUAAUGCCUUCAUCAUCCUUAUCACCUUUCUCUUUAUAAUGAUUUCUUAUGGAAGAAUCCUUGGGACUGUGCUGAAGAUAAAAACAGCAGCAGGAAGGAAGAAGGCCUUCUCUACAUGUGCCUCGCAUCUCAUUGUGGUCCUCAUUUUCUUUGGGAGCAUCAUCUUCAUGUAUGUGCGGCUAAAAAAGAGCUAUUCAUUGACCCUUGACCGGACACUUGCUGUAGUUUACUCUGUACUGACACCACUAGUCAACCCAAUUAUCUACAGUCUUCAUAACAAGGAGCUCAUUAAAGCUAUCAAGAGGAUCAUCUUUUGGAAGGGGAGAGAAGCUAAUGUCACUAACCACUGA
Messenger RNA from Carlito syrichta (Philippine tarsier), 954 nucleotides. Its product is annotated as olfactory receptor 6N2. The record is from RefSeq and is a predicted model, not a curated record. Bases 1 to 954 code for a protein of 317 amino acids. Gene Ontology annotation, cellular component: membrane. Gene Ontology annotation, biological process: G protein-coupled receptor signaling pathway. NCBI's taxonomy places the organism in Eukaryota, Metazoa, Chordata, Mammalia, Primates, Tarsiidae. The transcript has a single exon. Gene Ontology annotation, molecular function: G protein-coupled receptor activity; olfactory receptor activity.